GAGUUGGCCUCUCAACCGCGACGUGCUCUUCCUUCGCCCCCCUCUUCAUCUCUCUCUCUCUCUCUCUCUCUCUCUCUCUCUAGUUUCUCUCUCUAGAACCCAUUCGUAUUUUCUCUCUCUAGAACCCAUUCGUAUUUUCUCUCUCUACUUCUUCAAGUCCAGUCCUUCGCCUGAGCGCCGAAGUAGCCAGGGUUAAAAUGUGUCAGUUCUAGGCAAAGCAAGUACAAAGAUGAGCUGUGAGUUGAAUGAAAGGAUUUGCAACAAGGUCCUUUCAAAUGGGGAUACUUACAGUGGAAACAUUGAUGGACUACUUCCUCAUGGUAUGGGAAAGUAUACUUGGAUAGAUGGAACAGCGUAUGAGGGUGAAUGGGAGGAAGGCAUAAUAUCCGGAAGAGGACGAAUUUGUUGGUCAUCAGGAUCCAUAUAUGUGGGUGACUUUCGUGGAGGUUUCCUUCAUGGUUCCGGCACUCUUUUUGCAGUUGAUGGAUCAAUUUAUAAAGGUUCUUGGAGAAUGAAUAUAAAACAUGGCCUUGGAACAAAAACAUAUUCUAAUUCCGAUGUUUAUGAGGGUUCUUGGAAAGAAGGAAUGCGGAAGGGUAAUGCAAAAUACUGGCGCAAUGGAAAUACAUAUAUUGGGAAGUGGAAAGCUGGAAAAAUGAAUGGUAGAGGAGUUAUGAAAUGGGUUAAUGGUGAUGUCUUUGAUGGCAUUUGGUUAGAAGGAUUGGAACAUAGUUCUGGUUAUUACAAGUUUGCAGACGGUGCAUGUUAUUUUGGAACAUGGAGUAGAGGUCUAAAGGAUGGAAGGGGGACUUUUUAUCCGGCUGGAAGCAGGCUUCCUUAUCAUCGUAAGUACUGUGAACCUGAGAGUCUUUCUCCUGCAUUGUUGAGUUGUGAAGGACCGGAUAAUAGCAGAGCAAGUUCAAAAAGGAAUUGUUUUAAUAGGUGGAAUAUAAAUAACUGUUUUAGACAUUCAGGACGAAUAUCACAUGGAGCUACUUCAUUAGACGAGGUUUUGGAUGGUGGUGAUUCAGCUGGAAACAUUCCAUCACAGAGGAAUGCACUCAUGUUGCCCUCUUCAUCAGUCGAUGCUCAAAAUAGUAGGGGUGUUGUCUAUGAUAGGGAAUAUAUGCAAGGGGUUUUGGUCAAAGAGCAAGUAAGAGAUCAUGACUCCAGGAUGCAACAUAAAAGUAAACGGAAGCAUAAAGUUGACGCAAAACAAGUAAAGGGGCCAGGUCAAACUAUUUAUAGAGGUCACAAGAGCUAUUUCUUGAUGCUGAAUUUGCAGCUUGGGAUUAGAUACUCUGUGGGAAAAAUCACACCUGUGCCUAUGCGUGAAGUUCUUUCCUCAGAUUUUGGUCCCCGAGCUAGGAUAAAGAUGUAUUUUCCUGGCAAGGGAUCCCAAUUCACACCUCCUCAUUACUCAGUUGAUUUCUUCUGGAAGGAUUAUUGUCCAAUUGUUUUCAGGAAUCUGCGUGAAAUGUUUAAGAUAGAUGCUGCGGAUUAUAUGAUGUCCAUUUGUGGGGUUGAUGGUCUAAAGGAGCUUUCUUCUCCCGGAAAAAGUGGCAGCAUAUUUUAUCUUUCACAAGAUGAAAGAUUUGUUAUCAAAACUCUUAGAAAACGCGAACUCAAGAACCUAUUGAAGAUGCUUCCCAAGUAUUAUGAGCAUGUUGGAGCCCAUGAAAAUACCCUCAUAACAAAGUUUUUCGGUCUCCAUCGCAUUACAAUAAGAGGCAGAAGGAAGGUCAGGUUUGUAGUAAUGGGGAAUAUGUUCUGCACUGAUUUGCACAUCCAUCGCAGAUAUGACUUGAAAGGUUCUACUCAGGGAAGAUCAACAAGCAAGAGUAACAUUAAUGAGAACACCACCAUGAAAGAUCUUGAUCUUUCAUAUGUCUUCCAUUUGGAAAAAUCAUGGCGAGAGUCACUUUUCAGACAAAUCUCUCUCGACUGCAUGUUUCUGGAAUCACAAUGUAUAAUUGAUUACAGCAUGCUGAUGGGGUUGCAUUUUAGAGCUCCAGAACAUUUGAAGGCCCUCGUAGGACCUCGAGAUACGCUUGAAAGUAGACCAAGCCCAUCAGCAGAUGAUUUUGGUGUCCAAUUGGAAGAUGAGAUCACAAUUCCGCCAACAGGCCUGCUAUUAGUAAGGCAUGAACCAGGUUCGGCGAGUACAGUUCCGGGUUCACAUAUUAGAGGAAGCAUGUUAAGAGCAUCAGCGGCUGGCGAUGAAGAAGUCGACCUUCUUUUGCCUGGUACAGGAAGGCUGCCAGUGCAGCUAGGAGUGAACAUGCCAGCCCAAGCAAACCGGAAGCUCCUCCAUGAUGGAGGAGGCAGCCCAAAUGCAGCUGAAGUUGAUCUUUUCGAGGUCUACGAUGUUGUCCUCUACCUAGGGAUCAUAGAUAUACUGCAGGAGUACAACAUGACCAAGAAAAUCGAGCACUCUUGCAAAUCCCUCAAGUUUGACCCCAUGUCCAUUUCUGCUGUGGAACCCGCGCUGUAUUCUAAGCGCUUUAUUGGGUUUCUGGAGAAAGUUUUCCCGGAACAGAUUUGAAGUCCGUUGUGGGUCGUAGAUUUGUGUAAAUUAGAUUAUUUUUUUUAUUCUUUUACCUUGUUACCGUUGUAUUCUCGAGUACGAGUUGAUACUACAUUCUGCCUGAAAAUGGCUGUAAAUAGUUAUCGCUUGCUGUGUUUGUGGGUAAAUCAUGUGUAGAACUACAGAUAGAAGGUUGCACGAAAUGGAUAUGAUUUGGCUUCGUCCACCGUUUUUCA
Molecule: messenger RNA, 2763 nt
Organism: Asparagus officinalis (garden asparagus)
Lineage: Eukaryota; Viridiplantae; Streptophyta; Magnoliopsida; Asparagales; Asparagaceae
Product: phosphatidylinositol 4-phosphate 5-kinase 1-like
Biological process (GO): phosphatidylinositol metabolic process
Molecular function (GO): 1-phosphatidylinositol-4-phosphate 5-kinase activity; ATP binding
Source: RefSeq, a predicted model, not a curated record